Dictyostelium discoideum AX4 is the source of this 1287-nucleotide messenger RNA. RefSeq lists its product as hypothetical. NCBI's taxonomy places the organism in Eukaryota, Evosea, Eumycetozoa, Dictyosteliales, Dictyosteliaceae. The coding region runs from base 1 to 1287 and encodes 428 amino acids. Gene Ontology annotation, molecular function: transferase activity. The record is from RefSeq and is a predicted model, not a curated record. The transcript has a single exon.
AUGAAUGAAAAUAAUAUAAAAGGUUUAAAAGAAAAUGAAAAAGUAAAUAUUAUUUUUAUAUUUGUAGGACAAGGUAUUCAUUGGAGUGGUAUGUCGAAAGAAUUAUAUGAAAAUGAAAUUAUCUUUAGAAAUGAAAUGGAUAGAGUUGAUAAUUGGUUGAAUGAAAAAUAUUUUGGAUAUUCAAUGAUUGAAAAAUUAAGAAAUAUUGAUGAUAAAAACAGUGAAGAGUUAAGUGAACAAUGUUUAUCUCAUUCAAUUUUAUUCAUGUUUCAAAUUUCAUUAUUUAAAUUAUUAAAACAUUAUGGUAUUAAACCAAAUUAUAAUUUUGGAAUUAGUUGUGGUGAAAUUGCAUCUUCAUAUUGUUCUGGUUUACUAGAUUUUGAAAGUGCUUGUUAUAUUUUAUAUAAUAGAUCAAUCCUACAAAAGAAAACAAUUAAAUUAUCUUUGAAUGAAAAUAAUAAUUAUAAUAAUAUUAUUGAUAAUUGCAUUUAUAAUAUUAAUAAAUUUGAAAAUGGAUUAUGUAAAAUUAAUAUUACAGAAAAAGAAUUUAAUGAAAAUUAUUUAAAAAAGUAUAAAAAUAUUGAAAUUGCAAUUUAUUGUGAUGAUAAUUCUAUAAUGGUUGGUGGUAAAAAUAGUGAUUUAUUAAAAUUAUCAAAUGAAAUUUCAAAUGCUGGUAUUUUUGCUAAAAUGAUACCAGUACCAACAUCAUUUCAUACUUCUUCACAAGAUAUCGUUAAAAAUGAAAUAAUGAAUUUAAAAUUUAAUUAUUUAAAAAAUCCAAUUUCUUUAUUUUCUUCAUCAAAUUCCAAUAUAGUACCAAUGAUGUCAUGUGUGAAUUGUAAAUUUUUCAAUGUUUUAAAUAACAAUCAAGAUAAUGAUGUUAUUGUUGUUCCUGUUAAUAAUGUUAUUAGUAACCAACAGAAUAAUAAUAAUAAUAAUAAUAAUAAUAAUAAUAAUAAUAAUAAUAAUAAUAAUAAUAAUAAUAAUAAUUUAUUUUUAUUUGAUAAUGAGUAUCUUUUUCAAAAUAUUAGAGCUCCAGUUAAAUAUAAUCAAUCAAUUAAAAGUUUAUUUAAUCAUAUUGAAAAUAAUAAUUUAGGUGAAAAAGUAGUUUUUGUUGAAAUUUCUCCAACCACAGUAUUAAUUAAUCAUAUUUUGGAUAUAAUUCCAAAAAACGAUUAUUUUAAAAAUGAAUCAAUUUUAUUAUUAUGUCCACUCUCAAAAGGUAAAUCUGAUACUACAACAUUCUUUGAUUCAAUUGAAAAAUUUAAAAACUUUAAAAUAAUAUAA